Phytophthora nicotianae INRA-310 is the source of this 1971-nucleotide messenger RNA. RefSeq lists its product as hypothetical. NCBI's taxonomy places the organism in Eukaryota, Oomycota, Peronosporomycetes, Peronosporales, Peronosporaceae. Gene Ontology annotation, biological process: proteolysis. Gene Ontology annotation, molecular function: serine-type endopeptidase activity. Bases 1 to 1875 code for a protein of 624 amino acids. The record is from RefSeq and is a predicted model, not a curated record. The transcript is spliced from 2 exons.
AUGAAGGUCGUCUCCACUCUAGCUGCUGCUUCGCUCGCUCUUGGAGCCGUCGCUGCCAACCCUGCCGGCGAGCACGUUGAGCGUCAGCUUGUCCUCGGCGGAGGUGAAGUCCCCGUCGGUACGAAGGCGUACACUACUGGUAUCCGCUCUACCGCGGAUGGCAACACUUACUGCGGUGGCGCUCUUAUCUCUCCUACUCACGUGCUUACUACCGGAUCAUGCACGGGCUUCCAGCAGCCGAACUUUGUGGCUGUGGGCACGCACUACAUCAACGGCACGAAGGAUGGCGAGCAGAUCAAGGUCAUGUCUGCUCAGAACCACACCCUUUAUAACGACUCCAGCGCGUCGUACGACUUUGCGUUGUUGACGCUGGAGAAGCCCAGCAAGUUCAGCCCUAUCAAGCUCCCCAACGCUGAUGACUCGGACAUCGUCGCAGGUAUGUGGACCAAGGUCAUGGGCUGGGGUGACACCAGCUUCCCCAACGGCACUCGUUCCAACGAGCUCCAGGGUGUCGGCCUGGAGGUGUGGAACAACGAAGACUGCGCUCCUCUAUUUGUUGUCGACAACUCGUCGGUCUGUGCUGGCGGUGCUCCUGGUAGGGACUCGUGCGUCGGUGACACAGGUGCCCCGCUGGUCAAGGAGAAGGGUCAGGGAGAUGCGGAUGAUAUUCUGAUUGGCUUGUCAGUUAUCAAGAUGAAGGGGCGAUACACCGUCAAUCCGUUCCCAGAACUCUCUCUAACCGAGGCCGACCGAGUCUCGCUCGAAGACCUGGCCAAUGCCUACAUCAUGUCCAACUUGGAGCUGUGCAUGAAAUUUAUGAGUACCGGUAGAAGGGUGGAUCCUGCGCGCUGGAAGCCUCUGAAGGAGAGGAAAGGACUCAAGAUCUACUCCGAGAGAAAGGAAAGCGUGGGUACAGCCAAAGCCGACGAAGCAACCGGCGCGGGACUACCUACGAUUCUCUGCGUUGGCACCAAGGAGGGGAAGCUGGACGACCUCAUGUUCGGCAUCAUCAGUGAAGACCUGGAAACCAUGCGCAUGAAGGCUUCGUACGCCGACAGUUUCAGUGCCGCAGCCGUGCUCGAUGGUGUGGUCAUGCCGUCCCUAGAAGACCCGUUCCGGUCGCUGGUCGUCAAGUGGAUGGAGCUCGAUAUCCCCUUCAACUCCACCGGACUCAUCAAGAACCGCGACUACAUUUACCUCGAGGGUAUCGGUAUCGUCCGAAAUGCAGCUGGUGAGCGUUUUGGCUACAGUCUCCUCCACUCGGUGAACUUCCCUCAAACGCACGCACUGCCGAGCCGCGUGCGUGGCAACAUCUCCUUCAUCGCCUACUGGCGCGAGAUCGGCAACAACACAAUGGAAAUGUACGCGACGGGUAUCAUCGAUCCCGUGGACGAGGGUAGUCUGAUCCGCAAACUGGUUCUACCAGUCGUGGCCACCUUGUUCCUCGGAAGUCUCGAGUACGUGUACUGCGGCCAAAUGCGCAAGUUGACGUACAUGCUGGAGCGACGCUACGAGGAAUCCAAGACGCGCGGCGCUCCCAACAAGAAAAGCUCUUGUGUCACGUGUUCCACUCCGAUCACUGGCCGAAGACUGGGCGACUUUGGCAAGUCCAACAGCACGUGUAAGCUCUGCUUCGGCUUCGUGUGCCACGCGUGUAAGAUCGUCCGCAAGUUGAGCUUUGUGGACCCGGACUUGCUGAUGACGCAGCGGAAGGUGACGUUCUGCACCAAGUGCAUGUGCGAGGCGACGAGCAUGAAUGCCAUUGACAUCGCGCGUGCCAGAUUGCUGGGCGUGAAGAAUGGAGUCAACUCUAGUGCAGCCACCGGCUACUCUUCUAUCAGCAACCUGUCCGAUGUAUCUUACUGCAGCCAGUAGUGUUUCAAACAGUAAGUGAGUUGAUGCCUCACUUCAAGUCUACGUUUUAUUAUUUUUUUUCAGUUGAGUCAACUUGUGUUCAACUAUACACAGAAA